Messenger RNA from Ooceraea biroi (clonal raider ant), 2962 nucleotides. RefSeq names its product protein KIAA0556. NCBI's taxonomy places the organism in Eukaryota, Metazoa, Arthropoda, Insecta, Hymenoptera, Formicidae. The record is from RefSeq and is a predicted model, not a curated record.
UCAGUGUUAAAGUAAGAAAGAAUAUGGAUAAUGUUACCUACGAAAAAACACAAAAGAAGACCGAAUCCUCGGCUGACGAUACGUUUAAAAUGCCAUCGUGGUUGCUGGAGAUGACCGAUAAUGCAGCAAAAAUAAACAUAAGUGAUGACUCCAAAUCAUCGCACGUGGAAAAUUCUUUGAUUGAUGAUCAAUAUCAUUUUAGAAAUAUCUCCACCAAAAGAAAUAACAAUACAAGUACACAGUCUAGCACACAGUUAAGUAAUCUUUGCGAUACUAACAGUAAUAUUAAACUGCAAACAUCCGCAAGUAAAUCGCUGCCAAAUACGCCGAAGACUGGAGAAAUGCAAGUUAACCAGGAUAGAACGCGUGCUUGUUCUGCCGUUGUGAAUGCGAAACAUACGGAAAAUGAUUUUCGCGAAUUAGACGCGUAUCUGGAAAGGAAACAGAUGGAGAAGCAUGACGAUCAUUCAGCACGUGAAAAUUACGGGAGCGACAGGGUGACAUCUGAUGAAAGAUUCGAUUUUGAAUAUUCUACGCGUAUUCAAGAUUAUGCAGAUACAUCAUUACAUUUGCCAGAUGCCAAUUAUUCCACAAGUUCAGUUGCACUUGGCAUGCAAAACGAAGAGAAACCGAAUCCGUUAUCCAGUCAAUAUCAAGAAACUUCUAAGUCUUCUAUUUCAUUAAAGAAUAAUUUUGCCAAAGAUAUAGAUCAUAUAUCAAAUAAUGAUUUGCCAACAGUUUACGCUAUUUCAGAGUUUUAUAGAAAUUUUAUUAUUCCUGAGUUACCGUGUGGAAACACAUUAGUAGUUGACAUUCUCUCUACCUGGGGAGACAAACAUUAUGUGGGUCUUAACGGUAUUGAAAUUUUUUCGAACACCGGAGAACCAGCAAAAGUAAAGGAGAUAUAUACAGACACGACAAGCAUCACUCAACGAUUGGGCAAUAAUUAUAAUCCUCAUGCUGUAAAUAAUUUAAUCAAUGGUAUUAAUCGAACCAGGGAUGAUGCAAAUUUAUGGCUGACACCAUAUUCAAAUGGUGACCACCAUUAUGUUAAUAUAGUAUUUGAAUUCACGAUUACUGUAGCAAUGAUCAGAAUAUGGAAUUAUAACAAAUCUAGAAUACAUUCCUUUCGAGGAGCCAAAGAUAUCAUUAUUAAAUUAAACGACACUGUCAUUUUUGAUGGAGAAAUUGCUAAAGCAUCGGGAGACGAUAUGGGUACUCCUGACUCUUUUGGUGAUACCAUAUUAUUUACGACGGAUGAAACUAUUCUGGAAUUGAUAUCAAAAUAUGAUAACACGUUCAUAGAAUUUAAUAAUGCGAUGUCAGAUUACGAGGAAAAAGAAAUAAUUCGCCCAAUAACUGCAACAACCAAUGAUAUUAUCUCUGCAAGGCAGAAAAGUAAUGAGAUCUCUCACGCAUCCGCCAAUAAGAAAAUUUACAAUCCUAGCGCCUUGUCUUGCAGAGAAAUUCAGUUAAUUAUUGUAUCCAACUGGGGUUUACAGCACUUGGUUGGUCUCACUGGUAUAGAAUUAAUCGGAGAUCAGGACGUAACCGUUUCAUUAGCAAACGCCAAUUUACACUGCGCUAUAGGUGAUGCGCAUUUAACAAAUCUGAUCGAUGGGCAUAACGUUACAACCGACAUGGAUCACAUGUGGCUAGCGGAUCUAACAUCGAACAAGAGAAUUACGAUAACCGUCAGUUUUGAUACGGAUGUGCACGUAACAGGAAUGCGAAUCUGGAAUUAUAAUGCAUCUUUGGAGCUGUCUUAUUGUGGAAUAAAACAGCUGCUGAUUAAAUUGGACGGUAAGCACUUACACGGCGAGGAUUUUGAAGGUUUCUUGUUGAGACGCGCACCGGGAUCUUGCCAUUAUGAUUUUGUUCAAGAGAUUAGUCUCGUCAGUAAUCCACUAGCCCAAAUAGAUCUUCCGAAUUAUACUACUGAUUCAGUUAAAUCGACCGAAGGUAUGUACAUAUUAUCGAAUCGUGUAACGAAACUUUGUACGUCAAAUACAUAUUUCACGUAUAUUUGUAUAAAUUUAGAACUCGAGUCUUUGGAUUUGAAUUAUGAAGCUCCGUCGAUGCCGCAAGGAUUUGUUUAUCAAAUAAUAAUAUUCUCCACGUGGGGAGACUCUUACUAUGUCGGUCUCAAUGGAAUACAGAUAUAUGAUAAUCAUGGGAAUGAGAUCAAAUUAACUACCGACAAUAUAGCUGCAUUUCCUGAAAGCGUUAACAUAAUAGAAGGCAUAAAUAACGAUAUUCGUACACCGGAUAAACUGAUCGAUGGAAUAAAUAAUACGAAAGACGGACGCCAUUCCUGGCUGGCACCUAUACUUCCUGGAGAAACAAAUCGUGUGUAUCUGAUAUUUUAUCAGCCUGUUACGGUAUCGAAGAUAAAGAUAUGGAAUUAUGGAAAAACUCUGCAAAGGAGAGUCAAAGAAUUUGCAAUAUUGGUAGAUGACCUGUUGGUUUACAAUGGAACUUUAGAUAAACAUAAUUCGUACGGCUUGGUAACGUUCGUGAAGGAAAGUGAUAAGAAUGUGGUAAACAGCUCGGAACAGGAGCGUCGCGUUCUGGAUUUACAAAGAAAUACCUCGGGUGCUAAUUCAUUACCGGAUCCGUUUCUCCGCCCACAUACGUCUUUACAAUUUAAAGAAUCGUAACGCUGCAUUUAUAUAUAAAUAUAUAAUACAUGUAUAAAGUUGUGUAUGUGCGUGUUUUAUAUCUGGCAGAAUUUUUUCAUUUUUUCAUACGUGCUUUCCUAAAUAAUUAAAUAGCUCUAAUAAUCCAUAUGCGUAUACGCGAAAUGUGCAAUAAGAUUGACAUAUUAUCGUACAUUUCUAUAAGAAUCAAUGAGUAUUACAUACAAAUUCCAUCUGCUUACCCGAUAAUAUCCGAUCAUAGAAUUGAUUAUUUGGAUCUCUCAUUUAGAAUGGAAUAUUACGAAUAAAAUGAUUGCAUUAAA